AUGCGGUCAUUAGCGUAUGCCAUUCGCAAAUUGGCCGAAGGCCACAAGCGGAACGAUGCUCCGACCCCAAGUGCCCUUUACUCCACUGUCCCUUUUGUCCGAAUUAUAGGGGGGAUUUUGCGAGGGUGGAAGUGCAUAUACAAAGCCACCAGAAGACUGUGGUACGUUACGGAGACGUUGCCAUUUAUAUGUGCAACUGGGGCUGCAGAGGUGGUUGUCACUUCCACUGCUAACCAGCCACCACUGCCCACUCUGCCCCAGAACCAGCCGCCUUUGCCACAGGACCAGCCGCCUCUGCCCCACAACCAGCUGCCUCUGCCCGCUCUGCCCCACAACCAGCUGCCUCUGCCCGCUCUGCCCCAGAACCAGCCGCCUCUGCCCCAGAACCAGCCGCCUCUGCCCCAGAACCAGCCGCCACAACCCAGAACUCGCAAUUCCACUAAUUUGAAGAGGGGAGCCAUAGAAGGUGUGACAACAUACUUCAAAAAAUGCGAUGUGUGUGGUUUGAGGUUACGAUAUCAAGAGUAUGAGGAUGGACUACACAAUUUCAAUGAUCAAAUCAUUCUGACCAUCCAUUUUUGUCUGUACCUCAGAAAAACGAGGCAACAACAGGAGUACACAGAGAUGGACAUAACUGAGGACAGGCUGAUAGAUGAAAUAUCAAAUUUGAAGGUUCAUGCCAUCCGGAAACUCUGCACUGAGUGCAAAGUAGAUUCCAAAGGAUCAAAAAUGGAGUUGAUCAUGCGUUUGCGAAAGGAAAUGGAGACGAGAAGCAAAUAUGAUAAAGUAUUUCAAAAAGUUUGGAGUGCAUCAGGAGGCUGGGCAGUGAUCAUGUGCCCAUGUGGACAAUGCACGGCUACAUACCGACACGUCCUGAUCCCCCUCAGACUGCAGACCCCCCCACUUCAGAACCCCCCACUGCAGACCCUCCCACUUCAGACUGCUCCAACUGCACUGGAGCUACUGGUACAUGAGAUUCUGUGA
This is a messenger RNA of Knipowitschia caucasica, 984 nucleotides long. Lineage: Eukaryota; Metazoa; Chordata; Actinopteri; Gobiiformes; Gobiidae. The record is from the annotation of a GenBank genome assembly.